This is a messenger RNA of Arthroderma uncinatum, 681 nucleotides long. RefSeq lists its product as uncharacterized. Bases 1 to 681 code for a protein of 226 amino acids. The record is from RefSeq and is a predicted model, not a curated record. The transcript has 2 exons. Lineage: Eukaryota; Fungi; Ascomycota; Eurotiomycetes; Onygenales; Arthrodermataceae.
AUGCGGUUGUCGGUGUUUUCGUCAAAAGCCAGGUUCACCCUUGCACCAUGGACGUUGAUGUUACUGCUGCUCAGUGCCAUAUGUUCAGUGAGCGCGCAUAGCAUCAGAUUCCCAUUAGACUCGAGCAUCGCAAUCGAUGGCUUUCUUCCCGAUCAUCAAUUUGGGUCUGGGCCGACGGUAGAGCUACGGACGAUCGAUGCCGAUCCGCGCCAUCCAGCAGAUCUCCAACGACGAGCAGAAAGUGACUCUUCACUUCACCCAUCACCUACAUCUAAAAAGCAACCCAAACCCACGUCCGGGUCGGGCAGUACGACUCUACCGCCUAUCCUGAGCACACCCACAGGCACAGUAGGGACCAGCAUCGUCGUCGCGACCCCAACGGCCUCCGCCGGGCCACUGCCUACCGCCUUCGACACCAGCCGCAGCGACAACACAACCGUGAAGUGUUCGGCAUUCUUCGAUACCUUUUUAUCAAACUCCACCUUCAACGACUGCGUUCCCAUCUCCCUCCUUCUAAAGACAUCCAGCUCCUUCUUCGCAAACACGAAAUCCUUCGCGCUCCUCACGCGUACUCUCGACGCAGCCUGCAGCGCGCCAGCAGAUAAAUGCACAACUCUCCUAUCCCAUUAUGCCGAUAUGAUCGGUCAAGACGACAAGCUACUUCCGACCCGGAAAUGCUAG